This is a messenger RNA of Solanum stenotomum, 1805 nucleotides long. Its product is annotated as polyphenol oxidase E, chloroplastic-like. Gene Ontology annotation, molecular function: catechol oxidase activity. NCBI's taxonomy places the organism in Eukaryota, Viridiplantae, Streptophyta, Magnoliopsida, Solanales, Solanaceae. Gene Ontology annotation, biological process: pigment biosynthetic process. Bases 27 to 1805 code for a protein of 592 amino acids. The transcript has 2 exons. The record is from RefSeq and is a predicted model, not a curated record.
ACCAAUACCAAACACAAAAUAGAGUUAUGGCCUCUAAUUUUCUUUUAACUUCAUGUACUACCAUUUCCUCAUCCCCAUCCAAAAUUUUCGUCCGUCCAAAACGUAUCGAUAACUUUAAGGUGAAUUGUGAAAUAAAAAAUAGUAACACUAUCAAUAAUGAUGAUAAUGAAGGAAAAUCUUUUCCAGGAAAACUUGAUAGACGAAAUGUCCUCCUUGGUCUAGGUGCAGGGCUCUAUGGAGCAUCUAAUCUUAUCGGUGUAACCAACGAGCCAUUUGCUCUAGGUGCACCGGUACCACCCCCAGACUUCUCAACAUGUAGCACAGCUAGUCUACCUGAUGGCUCACAAGUACCCUUUUCAUGUUGUCCACCACUCCCAAAAGACCUAACUAAUAUCCCUACUUACAAACUUCCUAACGUGUCGAAAGUCAAAAUUAGACCAGCCGCACAUAAUGUGACUCAAGAAUACAUAACCAAAUACAACACUGCCAUUCAAAAAAUGAAAUCAUUAGACAAAGAUGAUCCAUUAAGCUUCAUUCAACAAGCCAAUAUCCAUUGUGCUUAUUGCAACUCUGGUUACAAAGAACUAGGGUUUCCCGGUGUACCAUUACAAGUUCAUUUCUCAUGGCUAUUCUUUCCGUUUCAUAGAUGGUACUUAUAUUUCUUCGAAAGAAUUCUUGGUUCAUUAAUUGGUGACGAUACAUUUGCUUUGCCAUUUUGGAACUAUGAUAGUCAAGUUGGUAUGCAAUUUCCAUCUUUGUACAAUGAUGUUAAUUCAUCAUUGUACGAUUCUAAUCGUAACCAAAACCAUUUUCCUCCUAAUGUUAUCGACUUAGGGUUCACUACCAUAGACCUCGAUGCAUCCGAUCAACAAAAAAUCAAUAAUAAUCUCACCAUGAUGUAUCGACAAAUGCUCACGAAUGCACCUUGUCCUCAACUAUUUUUUGGAAACCCUAUACGUGGCGGAGAGCAGCCGAUUCGCGGUAUGGGUACGAUUGAGAAUGUACCACAUAACUCUGUCCAUCGAUGGGUUGGUAAUCCAAAUAAUAAGUUCAGGGAGAAUAUGGGAACUUUUUAUUCAGCUGCUAGAGAUCCCAUUUUCUAUGCUCAUCAUGCUAAUGUUGAUAGGAUGUGGACAAUAUGGAAGACUUUAGGAGGCAAUCGACGUGACUUCAAUGAUAGGGAUUGGCUUGAUAGUGCCUUCUUAUUCUAUGAUGAAAACCGUACCCUUGUGAAAGUAACUGUCCAAGAUUGCAUAAACAAUGAAAAAUUAGGUUACAAGUACGAAAACGUACCUAUUCCAUGGAAAAAUUACAAGCCUGUUCCACGUAAACAAAAACUCAAAAAAAACCCUAAAAAUGUAAAACCCUCCACAGAAAUAUUCCCUUCAACAUUGAAAAAAACAUUAUCAUUUUCCAUCAAAAGGCCUAAAAUCUCAAGAACUCAACAAGACAAGGACAUCGAAGAGGAGCUCCUCGUAUUCAACAACAUGACAUUCGAUGAAAAUGAAUACAUAAGGUUUGAUGUAUUUAUCAACGAAGAUGAAGGUGUGAAGGCGAAGGUACUAGAUAGGACUGAGUAUGUUGGUAGCUUCGCGAAUUUGCCUCAUGUGCAUGCUGCUGGGAAUAAUACUGGUAGUAGUAGUAGUGGUACUCCUGCUGUUAUGAGUUUGGCUAUUAGUGAGAUUUUAGAGGAUUUGGGACUUGAAGAUGAAGAAGAGAUUGUUGUGGUUGUUGUGCCACAAUUUGGAGGUAAAGAGAUUACUAUUGCAAGUGUGGAGAUUGAUACUCUUGCUUGUGCAAAUUGA